CUAGGGCAAGAAAAAUGGUGCCCAGAUGUUGACUCGGAGCAGCAACCAGGAUCUUGAUUUUCUACGUCAGUACGCCUCUCUCUUCUACCUCAACACAAACUGUAGCUGCACAGACGCACGUUGCUGUUAUCACAAACUCCAACAGACACUCCACUUUAUCACCGGGCUCCCAGACGCCGGUCAUAUAGUGACGGUCAUACACUGAUACCGGGCUACUUCCUGCUUUGCUAUCUGGGGAGGAGCCACGUGAAGCAGCCAUGUUUUAUAGAGGUAUGUGAUGUCCAGGACCUCUGACGGAGCAGGUGUAGUGGCAGGAGCAGAAGCAGGAGAAGGAGAAGGAGAAAGAGAAGCAUUGGAACGGGGGCGGAGCCACAGAGACGUUCCUCGGUUUGUGAUUGGCUGUGGGGAUGACGAGCAGGACAUGGGUCAAAUGGAGGCAGGCAUGAAGAACGAGAUGUUUCGAGAAGAGGAUAUGGAAGGCGAUGACGACGAGUCGCCACCGGAGCGACAGAUCGUGGUCGGCAUCUGCGCCAUGGUGAGGAAAUCCAAAUCAAAGCCGAAUGACUCAGAUCCUGGAGCGGCUUUGUAA
Molecule: messenger RNA, 589 nt
Organism: Notothenia coriiceps (black rockcod)
Lineage: Eukaryota; Metazoa; Chordata; Actinopteri; Perciformes; Nototheniidae
Product: inositol hexakisphosphate and diphosphoinositol-pentakisphosphate kinase 2-like
Exons: 2
Coding region: 278-589 (103 amino acids)
Source: RefSeq, a predicted model, not a curated record